Molecule: messenger RNA, 10261 nt
Organism: Athene cunicularia (burrowing owl)
Lineage: Eukaryota; Metazoa; Chordata; Aves; Strigiformes; Strigidae
Gene: TRPC5
Product: transient receptor potential cation channel subfamily C member 5
Exons: 10
Coding region: 18-2987 (989 amino acids)
Biological process (GO): manganese ion transport; calcium ion transmembrane transport; regulation of cytosolic calcium ion concentration
Cellular component (GO): cation channel complex; membrane
Molecular function (GO): protein binding; inositol 1,4,5 trisphosphate binding; store-operated calcium channel activity
Source: RefSeq, a predicted model, not a curated record
CCCGGUCACUAUGAACAAUGGCCCAGCUAUACUACAAAAAAGUAAACUAUUCACCGUACAGAGAUCGGAUCCCAUUACAGAUUGUGCGAGCGGAGGCAGAGCUCUCACUGGAAGAGAAGGCCUACCUCAGCGCUGUGGAGAAGGGGGACUAUGCCAGUGUGAAACAUGCCUUGCAAGAGGCAGAGAUCUAUUACAACAUCAACAUUAACUGUAUGGAUCCUCUUGGUCGCAGUGCCCUUUUAAUAGCCAUAGAGAAUGAAAAUCUGGAGAUCAUGGAGCUGCUUUUGAGCCACAGUGUGUAUGUGGGAGAUGCUCUGCUGUAUGCAAUACGGAAAGAGGUGGUGGGAGCUGUGGAACUGCUGCUGAAUUACAGAAAGCCAAGUGGUGAGAAACAGGUUCCAACCUUGAUGAUGGACACCCAGUUUUCAGAAUUCACUCCAGAUAUCACCCCAAUAAUGCUGGCGGCUCACACCAACAACUAUGAAAUCAUCAAACUGCUUGUCCAAAGACGGGUAACAAUUCCACGCCCACACCAGAUCAGAUGCAACUGUGUGGAAUGUGUCUCCAGUUCGGAGGUGGACAGCCUGAGGCAUUCUAGGUCAAGGCUGAACAUCUACAAAGCCUUAGCCAGCCCUUCGUUGAUUGCCUUAUCAAGUGAGGACCCUAUCUUGACGGCCUUCCGACUGGGCUGGGAGCUGAAGGAGCUCAGCAAAGUGGAAAAUGAGUUCAAGGCUGAAUAUGAAGAGCUUUCACAGCAGUGCAAGCGUUUUGCUAAGGACCUUUUGGAUCAAGCACGGAGUUCCCGAGAAUUAGAGAUCAUUCUCAAUCACAGAGAUGAUCAAAGUGAAGAGCUGGAUCCCCAAAAAUGUCAUGAUUUGGCAAAGCUAAAGGUAGCAAUAAAGUAUCACCAGAAAGAGUUUGUUGCUCAGCCAAACUGUCAGCAGCUACUAGCAACACUUUGGUAUGAUGGUUUUCCAGGAUGGAGGCGGAAACACUGGGCAGUAAAACUCUUGACCUGUGUCACCAUUGGACUGCUAUUUCCUGUGCUAUCUGUGGCAUAUCUGAUUGCACCGAAGAGCAGGCUGGGACUGUUCAUUAAAAAGCCAUUUAUAAAGUUUAUCUGCCACACAGGAUCUUACCUAACCUUCUUAUUCAUGCUCCUGCUGGCAUCACAGCACAUCGUCAGGACUGACCUUCACAUGCAGGGACCGCCUCCCACCAUCGUGGAGUGGAUGAUCCUGCCCUGGGUUCUAGGUUUUAUCUGGGGAGAAAUCAAGGAAAUGUGGGAUGGUGGAUUCAAUGAGUACAUACACGACUGGUGGAAUCUGAUGGAUUUUGCAAUGAACUCCCUCUAUCUUGCAACUAUCUCCCUUAAAAUUGUUGCCUACGUCAAGUAUAACGGUUCUCGUCCAAGGGAGGAAUGGGAAAUGUGGCACCCGACUCUCAUUGCAGAAGCCCUCUUUGCAAUAUCCAACAUUUUAAGUUCCUUGCGUCUCAUAUCCCUGUUUACAGCAAAUUCACACCUGGGACCCUUGCAGAUUUCUCUGGGACGCAUGCUGCUAGACAUCCUUAAAUUCCUUUUUAUCUACUGUCUGGUGCUUCUGGCUUUUGCCAAUGGACUGAACCAGCUUUAUUUUUAUUAUGAGACCAGUGCCUCGGAGGAACCCAACAACUGCAAGGGGAUCCGAUGUGAGAAACAGAACAAUGCCUUCUCCACACUUUUCGAGACCCUCCAGUCACUCUUCUGGUCUGUGUUCGGUCUGCUGAAUCUCUACGUCACCAAUGUGAAAGCCAGACAUGAGUUCACAGAAUUUGUUGGGGCCACUAUGUUUGGGACCUACAACGUCAUCUCCCUUGUUGUGCUGCUGAACAUGCUCAUAGCCAUGAUGAACAACUCCUACCAGCUCAUUGCUGACCAUGCAGAUAUUGAGUGGAAGUUUGCACGGACAAAGCUCUGGAUGAGUUACUUUGAUGAAGGUGCCACUCUGCCCCCUCCUUUUAACAUUGUCCCAAGUCCCAAGUCAGUCUGGUACCUUUGCAAAUGGAUUCACAAUCAGCUGUGCCCAGGCAAUGACUCUGACAAUGAACAGAAGAGGCAUGAAAACCUCAAAACAUUCACAGAACGCCAUGCUGACAACCUGAUUCAGAAUCAGCAUUACCAGGAAGUGAUAAGAAAUCUUGUGAAAAGAUAUGUUGCAGCAAUGAUAAGGACUUCCAAAACCAAUGAAGGUUUAACUGAAGAAAAUUUCAAGGAAUUGAAACAGGACAUCUCAAGUUUUCGCUAUGAAGUUCUUGACCUCUUAGGAAAUAGGAAGCCCCAGAGGAGAAGUUAUUCUACCAGCAGCACAGAGGUGUCCCAAAAGGAUGAAACAAAUGAGGAUGGUGCAGGAGAAAAAUCCAAAACCAAGAGCGUGUCUUUCAAUGUAGCCAACAAAAAAAAGGACUUCAAUGUGUCUGCGCUAAUUAAAACUAUGUCUGGGAUCGAUAUGGUGGAAGAGAAGCCAAAAAGCAACGGGAUCAGUAAGCGCUCCUUUGUCCGAAAUGGAAAUAGAGUGCAGAGACUUUCCAGCUCCAAGAAGGAGUCCUUUAAGAGACUGGGCCUGCUUUUCUCCAAGAUGAAUGGACAUGUACCUGAACCAAAUUCAGAACCCAUGUACACUAUUUCAGAUGGAAUUAUUCAGCCACACUACAUGUGGAAAGACAUUAAAUAUUCUCAGAUUGAUAAAGAGAAAGAAGAGAAUUGUUCCAAAAGUGAAAUUAACCUCAAUGAGGUGGACUACAGCAGGAACACAAGACACACAGGACAGAGCAAGGAGUGCCCUGUGGUUUGUACCAGCUCCCUUCACUGUGCUUCCAGUAUUUGUUCCUCUAAUUCCAAACUUAUAGACUCGUCAGAGGAUGUGUUUGAUUCAUGGGGAGAGGCCUGUGACUUGUUUAUAAACCAGUGGAAAGAGGGGCAGGAGGAUCAUGUUACAACUCGGCUAUAAGUAGUUAUCUUACCACUCACUGGAAAACUUAGCCAAUUAUUUGUAAUUGUUUGCUCUCAUCUGAUUCAGCAUUGCUCUUUGAAAAAAAAAAAAAAAAAGAGUAGAACUACUUAUGUUAGCUUAUUUUAUAGCCAUCUGCACCUUUUUUAAUUUACUUUUUUUAUACUCACAAAUACUAAACUAAAGGUGUCACCAUUUAUAAGGUCCCUAUAAACCACAGGAAUCCCUUUGGAUGCAGUCUGAGUCUUCAAACCCCACAGACUUCAGACACGCUGGUGGCCAAGUAAAGGAUUUCUCCAGUGCUCAUCAUCAUCCCACCGCCGCUGGGUUAUCACUGCUGCUAUCCAACACGAUUGGCUCUGCGUCCUGCUCGGUUUUCCUUGUCAACACAACCAGCUGGUGAGCAGUGGCUGAGAACCAUAUUUAAAAUCUUUUCAGAAAGAGUUUCUACUUAUAACUGGCUUUUUGUUUUCUUUAAGCAAUACAACCUCUGGUUCUUUCAGCUGUGUGUGGUUUUUCAGGUUAUUAUAUUAAUAUUGUAAAUUGGUACUGAAUAAGAGACCCUUUUGAUCACCCAGCUAGAACAUGUUAUGAUUUGCCUACUUACAUAGUUCCCAUAAGAAAUUCCCCCGGUAGGGAGCAGAAUCACCUUUGAGUUAGGCUGACACUGGAAGCCAGCACCUGGCCUUGCUACCAACUUCUGUGUAGAAAAACUGACCCCAAACCAGCUGUGGCUGCUUGAAACACAAACAUCACAGCCCUGAGCCUGGCCCUUACACCACACCCCUUGAGCUGUAUCUGUUUUUUAAAAUUCCUAAUCUUACUUUCACUGCUGCAGAGAGGAUUUUUCUGCCUCUCUGGUGGGUGUCAGGCUUUAGGAAGAAAACCAUCUUCCUGGUAUAUGGCAAGUGCUAGGAUAGAUCAUCUUCCCUGGGCCUGUGAGCUGCAUUUCUGAAAAGCAACCUAAGCAAUAGCAGCUCAAACUGCAUCUGACAGCCUGGGAAGUCUCUGUAGUUCCUUUCCUAAGGUGCAACAAAAAGGAGUGCAGUGGUAGAUGUUAGCUUUUAUUCCCCCAGUCGUGGCAGUGUCUGGACAGGGCCUAGCAAUGUCACUGCUUUUGUUCUACAGAGCAUCAGAGAGCAGAGAAGACAACCCCAUCAAGGGCAAAAUGGUUGAAUUUUUAAUAGUGAUUUUGGUUUUUUUUUUAAACAAUGUAAUACUUGAACUUUCUUCUGCAGUGUUGCUAAGAAACACAGAUGACUGGCACUUACUUACCACCACUUCAGAGCCGUUAUUAGUCAGUUGCUUUCUUAGAGGAAGCAAGUCCUGACGGGGAGCUCAGAGCCAGCCUUCCCGAAUGGCAGAGCUGCGUUACUGCUCUCGCGCAGUCACGCGUAAGGCUCUGCUCCCGGGAGAGGGUACAUGAGCUGGAGCGUAUCCCAAGGGCGGUUGCCAACAAUCACCUCUUCUGUGAAGUGGGUUGUGAAUUGCAUUUGUAAAAGCAUAAUGCUGGAAAAUCUACACCUGCCAUUGGCACUGGUCAGAUUUUACCAGCGCGGGGCAGGAGCGGCUCUCAUGGCAGCGUGGGGGUCAGGAGGAGAGGGAUUUCUCACUACAGCAGGCCCCACAGAAGCAAAGCUGCACCUGCAGCUGGAUACUCUGCCUGAGUUUUAAAUCUGGCUCCCUCCUCUUGUUAAGGAAAACCACCUCAGUGGAUUUUCCCUUUGGGCGCCUAUACAGCAUUACCUAAAGGUCAGGAUGGAGCACACUUGUAUUGGAGAGAUAAAUGUGAACCGUGCAGCAGCUCCUGUAGCAGAGUUGCAGAUGCUAACACUCUGGGAAGUUUUCAGGACAGACCUCAAUGUGGAGACCAUGGCUCUAGGCCAGCUCUGGUGUUAAGAAAAUCAGCAACAGGGAGCAGAGACUCAAAAACGUUUCUGUACUCCUUGCUUAUAAAUGACACCAGUCUUGUUUCCAGCAUGCAGUAUAAAGCCCAAAAUAUUUAAGCUUCUAGACAUGUUAGUGAAGGCAGAGUGAAAAGCAACAGAUUUCAGGCUUUCAUACUAAUUGCAGGGUUAGAGUUGUCUUUGAAAACUGCAUCUCCUCUUCCUUUACGAAAGGCUGAGCAAACUAACAUUGGCACUACACAAGGAGACUUGCAAAAAUCUGAGGGUCAGAAGCAGCUUGCUGAUCAUUUGUGAAGAAAUCCAGCACCCCUGCCUUUUAAGAGGUGAAAACAUCAAUACACAAGAGCUGCAGUCAGAAUCGACCACGAGCAAUUCUCAAAGUAGCUCACCAUAAAAGUCCUACACUGUAAUAAACCAAACUGAGCACAUUUCUGGAAAGACGAACAUUAGCAAGAGCUGCUACAGGGGGGUGAAGGAAAGGAUUUGAAUCAUUUUAUGCCUCACCUCACCACACUGCAGUUUAUGAACUCUACUUGACAUGGGGCCAGCAAAUCUUUAUGGUAUUUCCUGUGUAAUGAGUAAGAAUGAAAACAAUUCAAGUAUGGUCAUGCAGACUGCAUCAACUGAGUUCAAGGCUGAGAUAGAAGCAGGGUUCAUAUCCUUGGACAGGGGAAAGGCUUUUAAGAUUUCCAUGAGAGCAAGCAUAUUGCUACUGGUGAUGAUUAUAUUGUGUCAUUCGAAUGCAGCACUGCAUUAACAGGUACAAAUAACAAAAUGAAAUGCAAUUAACUCUGCAGUGGUGCCCCCUCAAAAUACAAAAAUUGACACCAUGCAGCGCAAAUCCCUUCUGUGCAAACUGUGUGAGUCAUGUUCUCCUGCUGUGUCCUGAAAGGGCAGGGGUAGGAACUGCCACAUUGGAGUACCACGAUGGAUAACGCAGUCUGCAGAAAUCUCUCGAUAACGUUAUGUUAAAGGCAAGAGGUACGUCACAAGGCUGCUUGGCUUCGGCUCCCCUGGGAUUUGUUUCAUGACUCAGAUACUUCCUAGCUCCCAGCUAUGAGCUAGUCUGAGUUUACUUUGGGAUUUAACACAAAUAUUUGAUUUGGCUGUGAUUAAUACAUGUGUCCAGGAGUUUGCAAAACUGUCAGAUUGGCCCCCCAAAAGGCAAAACUCUAUGUGAUUGCAUCUAUGCAUCCCCUUUGGUAGCAAUAGACUUUAUAGCAGCUGGUGAAUUAUUAUUAUUACUCUAAAACAGGAGCUUCAGGGGAAGGAAAUUAAAGUAUCUUUUGAAAAAUAAUUUGAUAAGCAAAACCUGGGGUUUUUUUUGGUUUUUUGUUUUUUUUUAAUUCACUUGCAGUAACAGUAUUUGGGAUUUCACUAGCAUUUUUCCAUUUCUCAAAAAGAAAACAUGUUUUAGUGAAAGUUAUUCUUUCCUUCAGCGAAAUCAGUGAACUACCCCUGUGCUGUCUGCACAAGCAACCAGGGUAGGAACUGGUGGGACACUUGGAGCUUCUCUUGUGAGGAGUUAAACUUCUCCUUGGCUUGGGUUCAAGAUGCACAGCUGUGCUCCAGCUGGUACAUGCCUGGCCUUUAUUCUGUGGGCUUCAAUAAUAAUCCUUACACUUAUGCAAGGAAUUUGGAAUUAGGGAUAAUAGAGAUCUCAAUCCCUUGCCCUUGCUCUUAAAGAUGCGUUAUUUCUCACUUUCCAUCCCCAGUGUCAUUUUCACCUGGCUUUUUAAAGCAGCAAACCUACAAAUGAUCACCUAUUAAAAAGUGAACAAAUAACUUCCAGGGUUGAGAAUAUCAAAUAGAGCUAGGAGGUGUUUGUACUCAGGUCAGAGAUUAAAGAAGUUGUUUCAGAAACAAGAAAUUAACUGACAUAUCUCUGCAGAUAUUUGGAUAAUUGCAUUUGUAUAUUAUUCACUUACCGAUAUCUAUGUAAAUACUCAAGUAUUUGUAUAUGUGGUCCCUAAGAGGAAGCAUGCACAGCGGUUGGAGCACAGGACUGCUGAGGUCUGUUCCCAGCUCUGCCACUGACUCACCUGUGACCUUGGGCAAGUCACUUAGCCUCUCUAAUGCCUCAGUUUCCCCAUCUGUAAAAUAGGGAUAAUAAUACUUACCUACCUCGCAGGGGGGGUUAGUUCAUUAUUUAUAAGCACUUUCAGAUCUUCAAAUUAAAGGCGCUAUAUACAGUAAGAAGUUAAUAUUCGUAGCAGUAGUAUGUACUUUUAUUUUCUUACAACUAAUUCAGGUUAGGAUUUAACUGUAUGUCUGUUAUGAUAGUUUUCCAUGUAGGAAACUAGCAUGGUUUCCCACAAAGGGAAUUUAGGGGACUUCCGCAGUAGACAGAGAGCAGGAGCAGCAUACCCUGGAAGCCUAAACGCUAAACACUCUUGCUUUUGUGAUUUAUGUCUCACCCUUAAUGUCACCUCACUGUAUUUGUGUUUCAUCUUUUUUCUGAUGGUACAUGUAAUAUAAUUUUUAGCAGAAACAGCCACUGUAAAUAUUAAAUACUAUUUAAAUAAAUAUAUUCAUCUAUAAAUAUACCUUUUAAAGAGGUUAAAAUUGGUUGAUGCAACACACUUGUAAGCAUGGAGAGGUUCCACAGGCAGCCCAGGACGGAUGCAUGCACGCACACAGGGCAGGAUGCUGGAAUCGGGCUAUAGGAAAAUGUCACCAGAUGUUAUCACCUCCUUCACAUUCACUUUUCACCCCACUGCUGGCGAGGGCAGCAAGUCACACAGGUGACAGGGUGUGGCGGGAGGGUGUGCAGUGUGCUGGGGCCAAGGGAGGCUGUGCCUGGAGCUGAGCUGCCCUGCUGCUCCGUUUUCCCGAGGGGCUGGGUAGGGCAGCUCCAGCAGCACUGUGUCCCCAGCAUGAUGGCUGCUGGAGGAACCCCUCCCAGACAGCAGGAGACUGUCUCCUGUGUCCCUACGAGGGGGCUCUUUGCCCUGAUUUCUCUGUAGGUACAAUUUGUUUUUCUUUAGUGCUGACUCAGGAAAAAGGUCUUUGGUUUGAGUGACAGAACUCCCAAGAUUUGACUUGCAGGGUCAGGGCACUAUGAGCAUUUGGAGCUCCCUUCCAGGAACACAAGCAGUUGCAGGGUAUCUGCACCAGGGAUUGGGACAGUUACUAAUGGCAUAAGCAAGGAUCUGAUUUACUUCUGGGUUUUCUAGCAGGUGGAAAACUAGACGAGCACCUGCUGCUCUCACACCAUUAACUGUAUGUCCCAUUUCCCUCCGGACUUUCUCAGCUCUGCUUUGAAGUUUCUACUUUCCUUUUUGGAAGGCCAAAAUCCCUCCCCAAAGCAUAUUUCAAUUAACCCAGAAGAGGUGCAAUUUUUGUUUCAUUUCUGGCUGAGUUCUCCUUCAACCAGUUCACUUCUCCUGCAGCAUGCUAACACUUUUUCAGAGAGGCCCAUGAGGAAGCUCCACGCAGCCUCAAAGCUGAUUUCCAAAGAAACGGGAUCACCCUUCCACUUCCAUUGCAAUUCCCCAGUCAAAUAGAAUGGCAAAAAAUAAGCAAAACCAUCCAAACCACUAGGGCUGCCUAGAAUGAAUGAAAAUUGAUAUCUCUAGAGCUGUUUCAGGGGUGGCUGUACUGCAAGGACCCCUCCCUCACAAGAGGGGCCACCCAGCACCAUGGCCACAGCCGAGCCACAGCAGGUUGCAGCUUGCCCAGGUGUGCUGGAGGCAUCAGCAACUCUCAUUCAUGUAAUGGUAAAAUUAAUUGGAAUUGGUGAGACUACAGAGAAUAACAAAUCAGCUCACUACAGGAGCAUCUAAAAUAAACUGUUACCAAAAUAAGCCGUAGUUUUCAGCAAAUGUGUAACUUGAAACCUAACAACUAUAAAGUCAAUCAAUGGAUUUUGGUUUUGGGGAGGAGGCGAGGAGCACUCUAGGCUAGCCACAUUAACAUAUUUUCUAAUAAUUUGUAAUUUGAUUCAGUUUCAUUUUCACACUACUACUUUCCCCAUUUCAGGCCAUUACACUUUUGCAAACAAGGCAUUUAUUAUUAUUUAUUUAUUAUUAUUAUUUAUAUUAUUCACAUAAUUGCCUCACCCAGAACUGCUGCUGCUCUGGAGUAAAUUCAUGACCAAGAAGGACUAUUUUAAAAAGAGAACAUGCUUUAUCUAAAAAAGUAUGUAAGUGUUUGAUCCUUAUCUUCCAAAUGUCUGAUGGUAUUUUAUGCUUCAGGGAAACAAAACCCCCAACCCAUAACAACAAAUGAACCCCCCUGACAUAGCUCAAACCACCCACAAUUGUAAAAGCCAAAUUGAUCUUGCAGUUCUUUCUUUACAUACAGAACCUGCUCAAUCAAUGGCUCACCAAUGACAGAAACCUGUGCAGCCCGUUCUGCCUGGCCAGCACAUCCUCCUUCAGCAUGCCUUAUUUUGUUUAUUUUGGGGAUUUUUUUUUUCCCCUCUCCCAUUUAAAGCAUUUCCAUGUUAGCAGUAACUCCUGAGACAGAAGAAACGAUGUGUUUAGACAAGACGUGAUCAAUUGAGGAGCUGGUCUUUUAGCACAUUAGCUAACAGAACACUGUGAUACCUUUAGCCAAUGGAGUGAAAUGCCUUUUGACUAUAAAUAGUUGUUUUUGAGCAAGGGGGCACUUUUUGGUCUAGCUAUUUUUUGGGUAUUGUACAGUCUUAUUUAAAAACUACUGAAUGUGUUUAUAAGGCGGGUCUGGGAACCAGAGGGCAAGGGAUCUUUGAGAAGCAAAGAAUAGUAGCAGAUGCCUCAGCACUCUCUUUUCUAUAUGGCAAGCCCUAGAGACCCAGGCUUACUCUGCAAACAGUUUUUUUAGCAAUCGAGUUUUAAUAUCAAAUCUUCAUUAAAAAAAGCUAUCACAGAAACAGCUUCGCACCUGAGCAUAUUUUAAACUACCAUUUUACGUCAUGGGAUAAAAAAAAGUGAGGCUUUUUUUUUCCUCCCACUUUAUUUUAGUUUUGGUCAAAAACGUGAUGGCCUUUCCCAGGCAAAAGAGCUUUUAGAUGUUGCAAGAAUUUUGUGUAUGUGAAGACAGAGCGGGGACCUCAGCAUUUGCCAGUUGAAUAGUAAUAGCCACCCCUAGAGAAAGGGCGGGGAGGAAAGGGGAAAAGCAAAAAGCAAAAACAAAUGCUUAAUUUUAUGUACUUUUCUACUCGCAUCUCUUCUGUCCAUAGUGCAGACUCCAUGUCAUAACUUCAUAUAACAUGUAAAAAUGAAAUGAUGUACAUAAUAAAAUUAUUUAUUUUAUGUGUAUUUUUAGCUUAACUGUAAACUGAAAAAAUUUAAUUUUUUUUCCCAAAAAUGUAAGCCUAUUGAAAUUCAAGGUGUUUCUACCUUUUCAGAUGUAACAUUUCCAGCUGCCUAUUGAUAAUAAACA